Messenger RNA from Drosophila biarmipes, 1356 nucleotides. RefSeq names its product DDB1- and CUL4-associated factor 8-like. NCBI's taxonomy places the organism in Eukaryota, Metazoa, Arthropoda, Insecta, Diptera, Drosophilidae. Gene Ontology annotation, cellular component: Cul4-RING E3 ubiquitin ligase complex; cytoplasm. Gene Ontology annotation, molecular function: protein binding. The record is from RefSeq and is a predicted model, not a curated record. The coding region runs from base 89 to 1288 and encodes 399 amino acids. The transcript is spliced from 4 exons.
CUAGUGGCCCCUGCUCGAGCUGUCACUUGCCCUUUUCUAAAUUUAUUAUUUUCGGAGACAAGUCGAAGUCACAAAGAAAGAAGUGAAUAUGGAACAAACUAUGGGAGAAAUCAGAGAGGAUGGCGAGCCCGAGGCCAUGAGUGGUAAUACGACCCCCUCGGCCCAGACAAAGAAGACAACAUAUUCUUGGAACAUAAGCCGCGAGUUGUACCACAGGGAGCUGAACCUAACCAACAGGAUCGGGUGGCGCGGAGCCCACACGUCGGCAGAGGGCUUUAACCAGGCGUUUUACGGAUCCCGCCAGGCCGUGGAACAGUUGACGGAGCUGUUCCGCCGCGGCAAGAGGGGCAGGUGCCUGAGCUUCAACCGGGCGGGCGACCUGCUGUGCUCCGGCUACCAGCUUGGCAACCUUGUCGUCUGGGACUGGGUCAACCAGAAGGCCCUGUGCCGCUUCUCUCCCAGCCGCUACGGGGGUGUCAAGAGGGUCAGGUUCCUGGACAGCACCGGCGGCCUGGACAUCGUGAGCGCCAACGAUGGCGGCCAGGUGCACCGGUCCCUGAUCCCGCCCUCGGGGGGAACUGUCCUGCACGAGCUCUUGUACAGCCACGAGCACGUUAACCAGCUCAUCGUGGUGCCCCAAAGUCGCUGCGAGGUGAUGAGCUGCGGCUCGCAACUGAAACACUUCGACUUCCGCACCCACGUGGGCAACACUCUGCUGAGCUGCCCCCAGCGGAUAUUCAGCGUCGCCCAUCACCCCUACGCUCCGGAAAUCUGCUUGGGCGGAUCGGACGAGGUACUGAGGGUCUACGACAAGCGGAACCCAUCGACGCCCCUGGCGCAGAAGAGCCCGUUCACUGCGGAGCACGUCUCAUUGGAAUGCUCAUGGAUGAAGUCCGUCGCUUAUAACCACAGUGGGAGUGAGAUCCUGGUCUCUUACACCCAUGACGACAUCUACUUGUUUAGCACCCGCGACUGGAGUGCCGGCUAUCUGCACAAGUACAGGGGUCGCUACAACAAUCCCGCUGGUGCAGCCAUGUUCUUCGGACCCAAGUCCGAGUUUAUACUGAGCACAAACUACGGCGCGCAUAUUUUGUUCUGGGAUCGAAACACUGAGGCGUUGAUCAAGAAUACGAAUGCCAGGCCGUUCAGCUGGAUCCAUGAGCUGGAGGCACAUCCAUGGCUGCCGGUGCUGGCCAGCGCGGAGGCGGAGCAUGCCAUAAAACUCUGGGCUCCACGAGGGGGCACCGAAAAUGGCCUAGCCUUAAUGCGCGACCCACUGUACAUAUAGGUUUACCAUAUAUUUAUACAAUAAAGUACAGAUUAUUUUCUGUACAAAAUAGAAGCCAAUUAUAAAUA